Molecule: messenger RNA, 799 nt
Organism: Cynoglossus semilaevis (tongue sole)
Lineage: Eukaryota; Metazoa; Chordata; Actinopteri; Pleuronectiformes; Cynoglossidae
Product: transmembrane and TPR repeat-containing protein 4-like
Exons: 3
Coding region: 197-460 (87 amino acids)
Biological process (GO): endoplasmic reticulum unfolded protein response; protein O-linked glycosylation via mannose
Cellular component (GO): endoplasmic reticulum
Molecular function (GO): mannosyltransferase activity; protein binding
Source: RefSeq, a predicted model, not a curated record
AAGGUAUUACUGGAAGCAAGGAGCUAUAUUCUCUUUCUGAUUUAGAGUUAAGGCCAGUUAACCUAAUUUGAGAAACUCUAAGGCCGUGAAAAAUGACCACUAAAAACGAAAUCUGUUCUGUUUCACAGGUAACUUGGGUCAAGCAGAAUUGGUCGGGCGUGAAGCUCUGAAGAUUAUCCCCAAUGAUCCCACCCUCAUGUUUUCAUUAGCCAAUGUUUUGGGCAAAUUACAAAAAUACAAGGAGUCUGAGGGAUUCUUUCUUCACGCUCUUCGAAUCAAUCCCAAUGCUGCCAGUUUCCAUGGAAAUUUAGCCGUGCUCUACCAUCGUUGGGGAAAACUGGACCUGGCAAAGAAACAUUAUGAACUGUCUCUCGAUCUGGACGCCGAGGCUCCAGGAACAAGAGACAACUACAACAUGCUGCUGCGUAAACUGGAUCAUAUCAAACGCAGUACACCAUGAAGGAAUCUGAACAGACAUAUUAGGAUAAUUUGUUCAUUUAAAUCCAUUUGAUAGUUGGUGCUGCAAUUUCACCACACACUUCUGACUUUGUACUUUUUAGAAAUAAAAUUUUACAUCUAUGCACAAGGCUUUCACUCUUUUCAUUUGUGUUUGAUUUAAUUACUAUGUGCCCCUGUGAUCUUUUGUUUGCUAUUCUUUUGCUGUUUGAAGCCCAAUUCUUUCGGAAUUUUAACCACGGAAACAGACAUGGCUAAUUUAAGGCAAUUUAGUGUAUUUUUAGUGUCAUUUUUGAGAAACUUUUAUUUUCGGAGAUUUGUUCAGGAUCUUAUUGGUAUAGUA